This is a messenger RNA of Nerophis ophidion (straightnose pipefish), 2100 nucleotides long. It is a transcript of the gene thrab, whose product is annotated as thyroid hormone receptor alpha b. Gene Ontology annotation, molecular function: RNA polymerase II cis-regulatory region sequence-specific DNA binding; zinc ion binding; nuclear receptor activity. The transcript is spliced from 11 exons. Gene Ontology annotation, biological process: retinoic acid receptor signaling pathway; positive regulation of transcription by RNA polymerase II; cell differentiation. The coding region runs from base 784 to 2013 and encodes 409 amino acids. The record is from RefSeq and is a predicted model, not a curated record. NCBI's taxonomy places the organism in Eukaryota, Metazoa, Chordata, Actinopteri, Syngnathiformes, Syngnathidae.
GCUGCGUCGCUGAAGUCAGCGCACACGCCGUGAGGGGGCGGAGCCAGCGCGUGCACGGCCCCCGCGUGUGCCCCUGACUCGUCUUCUCCGCCAAGAUAGCAGCGAGCGAAAGCGCGGCGAGGCGGGCGGAGGGGGAAAAAAAAAAGAAAAAAAAGCAGCCAAACUCGGACGGACCCGGAGAGCUCGUCGGCGGAACCACGGCGGGGUGGAGAAGAAGAAGAAGAAGGAGAAAAAAAAAGGUGGCGGAGGGGAGGUCGGGGACGGCUUACACUUGGACGUGAGCGACACCACCCGCCCCCCCCACCCCCCAGCACCAGCACCUCCAGGACCACCGUGCCCCGCCGGACCGAGCUACCGAAAGAACAACCUGACCUGAGACCUGGUUGGUGGACCGAGAAGCGGGAUGAGUUGGGAACGUUCAGCAGCGAGCGCGGUGGAGCACUGAGGGCGGAGACCAGGCGGACGGUGCCACGCGAGAGACCCCAGGAAAUAAUUAGCCGUGCCGGCACACACGAAACGACUGACCGGACCCUUCUCUCUCCUGCACACCUGUGAGGUCCGCGCCAGCCGUCAGGCCCCGCCCCUAGCGUCCCAGGCGCCGCGCUCGGGGACGCUCGCGAGGGGCCCCGCUCCCUCCCUCGCCGCCGUCCCGAGACGGCGGGAACCGGGACCCUGUCAAUUUUCGGCAACUGACCCCUCCCGAGCGGCGAAUGACAAGCGUGCAUCCGAGGGCGGGGCUUGCCUCAGUCUCUCGUGAUUGGCUGCUGGAUGGAAUUAAGGUGAAUGGAACACAUGCCCAAGGAGGAAGACCCUAACCUACAAGAGAGCGAGGAGAAACGGUGGCUCAAUGGCCCGAAGAGGAAGAGGAAGAACAGCCAAUGUUCGGUGAAGAGCAUGACGGGGUACAUCCCCAGCUACCUGGAGAAGGAUGAGCCAUGCGUGGUGUGUGGCGACAAGGCCACAGGUUACCACUACCGCUGCAUCACCUGUGAGGGCUGCAAGGGUUUCUUCCGCAGAACCAUCCAGAAGAACCUGCACCCCAGCUACUCGUGCAAGUACGAAGGCUGCUGCAUCAUCGACAAGAUCACGCGCAACCAGUGCCAGCUGUGUCGCUUCAAGAAGUGCAUCGCCGUGGGCAUGGCCAUGGACCUGGUGCUGGACGACUCCAAGAGGGUGGCCAAGCGGCGCCUCAUCGAAGAGAACCGGGAGCGCCGCAAGAAGGAGGAGAUCGUGAAGACGCUCCAGAACCGCCCCGAGCCCACCGGCUCGGAGUGGGAGGUGAUCCACAUGGUGACCGAGGCCCACCGGCACACCAACGCUCAGGGUUCCCAGUGGAAACAGAAGCGCAAGUUCCUGCCGGACAAGAUCGGCCAGUCGCCGGUGGCGCCCACGUCGGACGGCGACAAGGUGGACCUGGAGGCCUUCAGCGAGUUCACCAAGAUCAUCACUCCCGCCAUCACGCGCGUGGUGGACUUUGCCAAAAAACUGCCCAUGUUCUCCGAGCUGCCGUGCGAGGACCAGAUCAUCCUGCUGAAGGGCUGCUGCAUGGAGAUCAUGUCGCUGAGGGCCGCCAUGCGCUACGACCCCGAGAGCGAGACGCUGACGCUGAGCGGCGAGAUGGCGGUCAAGCGCGAGCAGCUGAAGAACGGCGGGCUGGGCGUGGUGUCGGACGCCAUCUUCGACCUGGGCAAGAGCCUGGCGCAGUUCAACCUGGACGACACGGAGGUGGCUCUGUUGCAGGCCGUGCUGCUCAUGAGCUCAGACCGCUCGGGCCUGACGUGCAUGGAGAAGAUCGAGAAGUGCCAGGAGACGUACCUGCUGGCGCUGGAGCACUACAUCAACUACCGCAAGCACAGCCUCCCCCACUUCUGGCCCAAGCUGCUGAUGAAGGUGACCGACCUGCGCAUGAUCGGCGCCUGCCACGCCAGCCGCUUCCUGCACAUGAAGGUGGAGUGUCCCAACGAGCUCUUCCCGCCGCUCUUCCUGGAGGUCUUCGAGGACCAGGAGGUGUGACGGGCACGGGGGAGGGGGGUGGGGAGACUCACUGGCGUUGUACAGAAAAAACAAACAAAAAAACUGGAAGCGACUCUCGCCGGCAGG